Trypanosoma theileri is the source of this 2976-nucleotide messenger RNA. RefSeq names its product putative ADP-ribosylation factor-like 2, arl2. Lineage: Eukaryota; Euglenozoa; Kinetoplastea; Trypanosomatida; Trypanosomatidae. Gene Ontology annotation, cellular component: cytoplasm. Gene Ontology annotation, biological process: vesicle-mediated transport; intracellular protein transport. The transcript has a single exon. Bases 1 to 2976 code for a protein of 991 amino acids. Gene Ontology annotation, molecular function: GTP binding; GTPase activity. The record is from RefSeq and is a predicted model, not a curated record.
AUGGAUCAGCAGCAAGCACAGCAGGAAGAGGGAAAUGUCAUGGGUGUUGUGCGUUCUGCAUACGAAAAGGGUAGAACAUCCUUUAUGAUGUACAAGAAACGUUUUUGGGUAGUUGAUGAGUCUCAGGCUCGUCUUGAAGUGUACAAGAACGAUCAGGAACCUUUUCCACAAACGAAAUUUGAUGCUUCAGAUGUUCGCGGUGUAGUGUUCUCUGGUGGAAAACAAAAUAAAUUUUUUGGCCUUGCUUUACAGCUACGAAAAGGUCGUAAUAUUAAAUUUCGACUGAAUUCAAUAGAAGAUAGAGACCGAUGGUAUAAUGCUAUAAUGAGACUUAUUAAAAGGAAUUCAGCGUAUAAUCAUGAUCAAAAUGUCUUGCGUGUUGCGCAACGACGAACAUUAACAGCAGAACGGUUACUUGGUGUAAGUAUAACUCUUACCGUUGCGAGACUAAGUGAUAUUCCUGAUGAUAUUCUACAGUAUUUAGUAGAUGCAGUAGAUGCUGCUAUUGAAACCAUUUCAGAAGUAGUUCAUACAUAUGGUGGUGAUAUGGAAAUUCCACGUCGAUAUAUAGUUACAGUAGCUUCUGCAGAUUCUCAAACACGUUGUGGACCUCAAUAUGAUCCUAGUACAAGUAGUCUUGUACUUCAAGUAUUAAUUACUCGUGAUAUAUUUGGACAUGUUCGCUUUAAUGUUGCUGAUCCUAUUGAUAUUAUAGACAUGACUCAAUCACAUGUUUGGCGUGAUCCACGUAUUGAAGGAUGGAUUAGUACAAACCCAAAAUGUAUGGCUGUAUGUCGUGAAAUUGGUGAAUUACUUGGACUUAAAAAAAGUUUUUCCUUUACGUUUCAAUGGGGACAAAAUAUGCGGGAUACUGAACGUGUAGGAAGAUAUUUACAUCGUUAUGUGCAUGAAGAUUUCUUACGUUCUGUAGAAAUGCAAAUUGUAGAAGUUGCUGAAGAUUUUAAACGUUCACAAGGUUCAAAUGAUGAUGUGCAAUAUAUUAAAUACAUUGGUGAUUAUGUUUCUGGUAUAGCUAUUACUCUUGAUGAAGUUACCGUAAAUGCGGAUAGACCUCCAGAUCUUUCUGUAGUAACAACUGUAGAAUAUCAAAGACGUUGUCGACGUGCGGUAUUAAUAACUUCAAAAUAUCUUGAAGCGUACCGUCAACCGCGUGUAGUAAGUAAAACAUUACGUGAUCAACUUGUGGAAGUUAUUCUUUUAGCAGAUCUUAGCAGACGAUUAAGUGAGAGUAAGUCUGCAUUUUCUCAAGUAUUAGGAGGAGAAAAAAGUGUAAAAUUUUUAUGGGAAAAUCUUCUUCUUUCUUGUGCACAAAUAAAUGUUCCAUUAAAACAACGUAACCUAUCACAAUUAGUUACUUCUUGUACUAAUAUUUAUUUGGAACGAUUAGAGAGCGUUGAACAAUUAAUGUCUGGAAUAGAUUCCCCAAUUGAUGGUACAGUAUAUCCUUUUGCUGUAAUGUUUAAAAAUGUAUACUCUAUUGUGGUGGAUUUUGUUCCUUUUAUACCAGGAAGUAUGACGACAUUACCAGAAUUAAGAUUUCGACAAGGUAUUCUUACAGAUUGCAUUGUAUGUUCUGUAGAAUCAACUCAAAAAGCCAUGAUGGAUGUUAUAUGUCGACACCGACCUGUACCACAAAUAAAUCAAGCAUAUGGAAUAACACGUAAUUUAUUUGUUUUUCCAUCUGUACUCGUCACUACAUUUAAAGAUUGGUGUGAACGGGAGUUAUGCAAUACUCAAACACCAGUAGAACAAAUAAAUGGUGAUGAUUCCAGUUCAUGGUCUUCAUCUCCUAGUGAUGAUUUAGGAGAUGCCGUGGCGUUUGAACGUAGUGCAGAAACACAAGUUCUUGAUAUUCAUCGAGUAGUAAAUAUAGUGUAUGAUUCUCAAGGUGCAUCUGUAAAUCUUAAGAUUGGUGCAGAUGCUAUUCGUGAGGCUAUUAAUGCUCUUGAAGCCGCAUUUGAUGGACGACGAAUUCGAAAACAUGAUUUAGCACGUGUACUUAUUGCUAAUUUACGAAGAUUACGUGCUAUGUAUAGUCAAACGAUUGGAGGUGAAAUGGUAAGUUGUUUACAUCUGGAUGCGGCUGUACAGUUAUUGUAUGAAUUGUGUGAAUAUGAAGAGAAUGAGGUUGGUCUACGAGAGUUGUUGCAGCAGUAUGCGCAAGAGCGACGAAAAAUAUCUUCAGGACCGGGAAAUGAACCGAUUUCUCAAUCCAAUGAAGAUGUCCCUCGAACUUUAUCUGAUCGAAUAUAUGAUUUUCAGUGUGUUUCACAUGUAGCCCUUAAUUAUUUGCUUCCACGCGAGGCGAGAAUUGCUCUUUUAGCGUGGCGUGUUGGAUUUGUAGCGGGAUUAGAAAGUGUUGGAAAGACACUUAUUCUUAAUUCUGUCAAGGGAUAUGCACAGUCCACCAUUCCCACCGUUGGUUUAUCGCAGCGGGUAGUGGCAUUUGAGGAAUGGGUGUUUGCUAUGAAUGAACUUGGCGGCCGUGAAAGUUUUCGUGAGAAUUGGCACUACUACGUGGAACGCAUGGAGUCUAUUGAUUUUCUUAUCUUUGUAGUAGACAGUAUGCAGCGGCGAACUUAUAAAGAUGCUGCGGAAUAUCUUCUCGCUAUUACGAAUCAUUUCAAAACACUCCCGCUGGUGAUUGUGUUUAACAACUACCGCAGCGGCACCCGCGGCACUCCAACACUCGCAGACUUGGAAACAGCCGUUAAACUCGAUAAAGUACGACGUCGACACCCCGAUCGUCGUGUGUUCGUCGGCACAUGCGAUAUCACAGUUGUGAGCUCCGCUAAUCGCACCGCACCGUCGUCUCUCACAUCUGCACUGCAAGAUCUCAGUGCGUAUCUACGCCAGAUAUCCCCGCCAGAUCGAAGACCGCGGAAACCGAAACAAGUAGGCGCCGCAGAAGCCAUGAUGCAGCGACUCUCCAUGUCUAUGGGAUGGAGACUUUAG